This is a messenger RNA of Adineta steineri, 1326 nucleotides long. NCBI's taxonomy places the organism in Eukaryota, Metazoa, Rotifera, Eurotatoria, Adinetida, Adinetidae. The record is from the annotation of a GenBank genome assembly.
AUGAUGAAACAAGGACGUUCGAAAUUGACUAUACGUUUUACACCAUUUACAACAUAUCAACGAUUUGAUAAUGAAACUGAUCAAUUAUUUCUUCAUGAUUCAGAAGAAAAAGAAAUCAGUACUACGGAAACGACAACAGGGGGUCUUACAGCACUUGAAGCAGCAUGGAAUGUUACAAAUGCUAUUCAAGGUAUGUUUUUGGUUAGUUUACCCUAUUCAGUUUAUCAUGGUGGUUAUUGGUCUUUACUCGCAAUGGUUGGUGUUGCAUGGAUAUGUACUUAUACAGGACAAAUACUUGUUUCAUGUCUUUAUGAAUCAAGUCCAUCGACAGGUGUAUUAACAAAAGUACGAUAUUCUUAUGUUGAUAUUGCUGAAUAUGUUUGGGGAAAACGUUAUGGUGGACGAAUAUUAUUUGUCGCUCAAAAUAUUGAAUUAUUAAUGACUUGUAUUCUUUAUUUAGUUCUUUGUGGAGAAUUACUUGCAGGAAGUUUUCCACAGUUUCAUAUUCCUGUUCGUUAUUGGAUAUGUGUCUCAUGUUUAUUUACACUUCCAUAUUCAUUUAUUCGAAGUCUUCGUUUAGUAUCACGUUUUAGUGCUGGUAAUGCCGUUGUUCAUUUAAUAAUUAAUAUGAUUAUUAUAAUAUAUUGUCUAUCAAAAGCAUCUAUAUGGGAUUGGUCAAAAAUUCAAUUACGUAUAAAUAUUGCUUCAUUUCCAACAUCAUUAGGUAUUAUUGUAUUUAGUUAUACAUCUCAAAUAUUUUUACCAACAUUAGAAAAUAAUAUGCGUCAUCCAUCACAAUUUAAUGCUAUGCUUGUCUUAUCUCAUGUAAUAGCAGCAGUAUUUAAAACAGGUUUUGCAUUAAUUGGAUUUUUAACAUGGCAAGAACAAACAUCUGAAGUCAUAACAAAUAAUUUACCAACACAACAAUUACGUAUUAUUAUUAAUUUAACAUUAGCAAUAAAAGCACUUCUAUCAUAUCCAUUGCCUUUUUUUGCUGCAUGCGAACUUAUUUUACCAAAAUUGUCUCUUACAAAUGAUAUAACAACAUGGAAAACAAUUCUAGCAAGAAUUCUUAUUAUUAUCAGUACACUUCUUAUGGCAUUAUGUAUUCCACAUUUUGCUCAAUUAAUGGGUUUUAUUGGAAGUAUUACAGGAGUAUUUCUCUCAUUAGUAUGGCCUUGUUAUUUUUAUUUAUAUUUAAAAAAUUAUUCACUUUCAUGGUCAACAGUUUUUGGUAAUUUAGCAAUUAUUCUAUUUGGUUUUAUGUGUACAAUAUCGGGAAUUAUCGAUUCAUCAAGAGAAUUAGCAAAAAAAUUUCGAGAAUAG